Molecule: messenger RNA, 3696 nt
Organism: Pomacea canaliculata
Lineage: Eukaryota; Metazoa; Mollusca; Gastropoda; Architaenioglossa; Ampullariidae
Product: sulfate transporter-like
Exons: 4
Coding region: 745-2931 (728 amino acids)
Biological process (GO): transmembrane transport
Cellular component (GO): membrane
Molecular function (GO): oxalate transmembrane transporter activity; sulfate transmembrane transporter activity; chloride transmembrane transporter activity
Source: RefSeq, a predicted model, not a curated record
ACCAAAUGACAGGCAAACAUAUUUUUUUCUUUUUACCUUAUCCGCUGCUUUAGCUAGAAGAACAUAAUAUCUAGCCAAAAUAAAUCCCACCUGCAAGGGGAUAUUUUUAGGUAACUCUUCACGUCGGGGAAGCUCCGUGUUCUCUCCCUUGCAUCCGCACACGCACGCGCUGGCAAAAGUACAAACACCUCCGCUCUUGCUGCCGGCAUGGCGCUGUUGUCUUUAACCUCGUCUCUCCACCAACCUUGGAGGCUGUAAGCUUGCGAAGUGUAAGCUGUAAGCGUUUCCUUCUUGUCCUCCGUCUUAGGAGAGCGAACUGGACGGCGGCUCCCACCGUUAGCAUCGGUAACGUUCGAUGCACUGCAGGCGGCGGGUCUUCUACUUUCACUCCUUCAAUUGUCACUUGCUUCCUUGCUGUGUGUGUGUGUUUGACCAAGCAGUCAUCUCUUCCCGGCUGUAAAACCCGGACUAAACGAGCCUAACACCAACGCUCGGUGUCUUUGAGAGCGCCCGCGACACUCGCCUCUUUAUUCUUUCUCGCGGUGUCUGCGUUCUGUUCUUCCAUUGCACGUGUGUUGCCUGGAGAUCGUCUCGUGUCUUUUACACUCAGUUUUUCCGACUGAUUGGCGAGCACGGUGCCAGCUGGUGGUCUAGGGGAGGGGGUGGGGAGCACGAGGUCAGAACUGAGAAUUGUGAGAGUGAAACCGUUAUCUUGACACGUAGACAAAACCUCGUUUGGUCGGAAUGGCGACAGAAGGUCAUGAAGACGCUUCGGCCGCUGCUACAGCUGCAGCUGCUGCUUCGGAAUGUCAAGGGCUUCUGGCAGGAGAAGACAAGCCGGAUACAGGUAACGGGUACACGGCCUUGACCCUGCAGGCCUGUAAGGCAGACGACGACGAGGUGCUGGUCAUCAGACGACAGCUGUACACCCAGCACGAUCUUGACCAGGCCUAUCAGGACCAACGGGAGCCCAGCUCGCCCUGCCAGGUGCUGCGCAAACACUGCCAAUGCUCGCCGCGGUGCGUGGGGCGCACGGCCCUCAGUUUCCUCCCCGUGCUGCGCGUCCUCCGCAAGUACAACUGGCGCCAGUCGGCUCUGGCCGACCUUAUAGCCGGCCUGUCCGUGGGCUUCAUCCAUUUGCCGCAAGGCUUGGGCUUCGGGCUGCUGGCCUCUCUCCAACCCGUGAAUGGCCUGUACACGACCUUCUUUCCGACCCUCCUCUACAUCCUCUUCGGAACGUCGCCCCACGUUUCCAUGGGAACCAACGCGGUCAUUGCUCUGCUGACGGCUAACUUGGUGAACCGGGAGGCCGAUGCCUAUCAGGCGUCGUUCGGCUCCAACAGCACGCUUUCGCCGGAGGAAAUCAUGCACUACAAGGUCAGUAUAGCUUCGGUCUCGGCAUUCGUGGCCGGCGUCAUCCUUCUUGGGAUGGGGAUCCUGCGCCUGGGCUUCAUCACCAACUACCUGGCCAAGUCCUUCAUCGGGGGAUUCACAUUCGCGGCCGCUGUCCACAUCACGACAAGCCAGAUCGUCAAGAUGCUGCACCUGAGCUUCCGGGCCCAGUCUGGUGCGGGCAGCCUGGUGAAGACCUACAUCGAGAUCUUCCGUAACAUCACCCAUAGCAACCCCGGCGACAUCAUUGUUGGUCUCAUCUGCAUGGCCGUGCUGCUGGCGGUGAAGAUCGGCAUCAACGAGAGGUUCAAGCACAGGAUGAAGAUUCCGGUCCCAAUCGAGCUCAUCGUCGUUAUCCUGUCCACGCUUAUCUCCCACUUCGCCAAAUUCAAAGAACGGUUCGGCAUCGCCAUUGUAGGCGACGUACCUACGGGCAUGCCGGCGCCCUCCAUCCCUCCCAUGGAGCAUCUACCCCAGGUUGGAGUGGAGGCUUUCGUGACAGCCAUUCUCUGCUUUGCCUUGACGAUCGCACUGGGGAAGCUGUGCGCCAAGCUUCACUCCAUCGAACUGGACGACAACCAGGAACUGGUCUCCUACGGCCUGUGCAAUCUCUUCGGCUCUUUCUUUCAGAACUUCCCAUCAUGCACCGCACCACCGCGUACCAUGAUGCUGAGCUCUCUAGGCGCCAAGUCCACUCUUAAUGGCGUCACUUCCGCCGUGUUUAUUCUGCUGGUGCUCUUGGUUGUCGGUCAGCUGUUCGUGUCGCUACCCAUAGCCAUGCUGGCGGCCAUGAUCAUCGUCGCUAUGAAGGACCUCCUCAUGCAGAUUCGCAACACCAAGUCUCUAUGGUAUGUGAACAAGCCGGAUUUCUUCAUCUGGGUGCUGACGGCCUCGGUCAGCGUGCUGGUGGGGCUGGACAUCGGACUGCUGGCAGGUGUGCUUUUCUCCCUGCUGACCAUCCUGCUGGUCAGUCAGCUGGCUCCGGCCACUCUCCUGGGCAGGGCCGAGACCGAAGACGUUCUCCUUGACCGCAAACGGGACGGCAUCAAGCUUGUUCCCGGUAUCCGAAUCUUCAGAUUCGAGUCCCAGCUAUACUUUGCCAGCGCCGAGCGGUUCAAAACCAAGUUGUAUUCGACCGUCUUUGACCCUACCAAGAUCAAGCGGUCAGAAGUCACGGUUAAAAAUGCAGCUCCUGCCAUCGACCCUCUGGUCGUCGUCAACUCCGAAAAGAAGAGUUUGGACGGCGUGGCAAAUCUUCCAGACGGCAAGCUGUCGACGGACGGUAUCCACCACGUGAUCUUGGACUGCUCGGCCAUGACCUACAUUGACCUGGCCGGCAUAGACAUGCUGCAGAUGGUCAUGACCCGGUUUGCCAAAAGCGGGGUGGUGGUCUUCCUCACGUGCAUCCCCCCACGCACCAUGGCCACCCUCCACAGGGCGCGCUUUUUCGACACCUGCGACCGGCAGCAGGUUUUCUAUAAUAUCUUUGACGCACUGCACAAAGCCUGUGAGCCGGAGAGCAUUGUGGCCAAGCUGUGAGUGAGAGGCUGAUCGUCAUCGUCUACAAACUCUUGAAACUUACGCAUACAUUUUUUUCUUAUGUGUCUCCACCCACCACCACCUCCACCCCAUACACACACAAACACACACUCAUGCUGACAUCUUGUGUCGUGAUACAAAUAAACUUUACAAAAGCACUUUUGUCCUUACCCACCCCAUUCAUUCAAAUGUUUUGUUAGGGCUGGACAAGAACGGUUUAUUGAAAAAAUGAGAUUGUAUGAGCAUUACGUCUUCUUUGUUUCCCAUAAUCUCCCCUUGACAUCAUCACAUUGUCAUAUACACAAAAAAAACUUAAAAAGCCUUUCUAAGUAAAACUGGGAAAUUCCAAAAUAGAUGAAAUUUGUUUUUCCACAAGAUCUGGUGCUUCAAAAAUAACUGAGGGCAGGUUCUGGACUUUAACGCUGAAUUGGAACUGUACUCAAACCUGUAAGACUUGCCGCUGGUCUGUCGUCACCAGAUGGAGUGGAAUAAUUUGAGGUCGCAUUCCAGAAUGGGUCGCUUGAUAACAUAUCUUGUAUCUGGUCAUCAUGUUUCGUUCAUUAUUGCCCUGUAAAUAUGGUAAAGCGGAUUUGCUAGCAUGAGCCAAAAUGAAUAAUCAGUCACAUAAACUUACAUAUAUUUCACUUUUUACCAUUUUUCUUCGUGAAACAAAUGAACUUCAUGAAGGCAUUUUUUGAUACCUCUAAUUUUUUUUUCGUUUUUGUAAUAAGUCGGGAGGAGCAGGAAAAAAAGGUUUGUUGAAAA